This is a messenger RNA of Clonostachys rhizophaga, 1653 nucleotides long. The record is from the annotation of a GenBank genome assembly. Lineage: Eukaryota; Fungi; Ascomycota; Sordariomycetes; Hypocreales; Bionectriaceae.
AUGGUCGACCAACGCGGCCGCCUGCUCUCGCCAACGAAUCGCACGAAGCGCCCUCGACUGGAUGCCGACAUACAUAUCCCAAAGAAGCGCAAGCUCAACCAUCCCUCUGUUCCUCCCCCCCAGUUCUGGGACAACCUCUCGGAACCAGUCUUGACUCGAAACGCGUUAAGAGAGCUCGAUCGUCGUAACAGCAUCCGCGAUCAGAGUCGAACCCAUACGAUACAUCGACGGUACAAUACACGCAGCGCUUCCUUGGCGGCGCAUAGGACUCCUACACAGACUCUCCUUCAGUUGUCUCCGACAGGUCGGGUGCAGCUCAAACUCUCGGCUAGACACGGCGGCCCGGAUCUACAAGACGUCAGAGGAGUAUGGAUUCCUUCCGAGUAUCAUGGUCAUAAUCUCGAAAUGAGCCGGAGCCAGUCGAGUCUCGGUCGCCGCAAACGAGGGUCACAAUCAGCAUCUGAGAGCAAUGCGACACCCGGUACUACCACGACAAGAAGCACAGGGCCAUACGACCGUGCCUUCCACCAACACUUAAUCGAUCACCAUAUAUAUCCUCCCCGCUAUGAGUACCCCAAUGGAGACAGAGUUACCAAACCCGAGAACAUAGAGGACAUCAGGAAAGCGCUUGCACAACCCAGGAAAUCCUUAUCACCCAGCCGAUUUUCUGAGGAGGAGUUUGAGAAGUUCGAACGUGCAGACGCCCAUGCAACAACGGAGAGCCGAGUGGUUGCGACUGUGAUUCCACUCAUUGAAGGAGAUACCGGUGAUCUGAGGGCUGUCGCAAGCGAUGUUGCAUUCACAAACCUCGAACAUUUGACCGAUGGAUCGCUUGUCUGUGCCAAACCAGACUUAUACUAUGGUACCCGACCGGAACAGUUGAAAAAGGAGGCCCGAGAAGCACUCAGCAACUUUAUUAUCCCUUCAACUCAAGAUGAUCUACCAAUAGCGCCGAACAAUUUCCUCGAGGUCAAGGGACCGGAUGGUUCUUUGUCCGUGGCAACUCGGCAAGCGACUUACGACGGAGCUCUCGGCUCCCGGGCAAUUCACGCUCUACAGUCCUACGGGACCGAACAGAUUCACGAUAAUAAGGCCUACACCCUCACGUGGACAUACCAUGGAGGCCAUUUAAAGGCUUACACAAGCCAUCCUAUUCCGCCAUCGACCCCCGAAAUGCCAUCUGGCUAUGCUAUGACACAAUUGAAGGGCUGGUCUAUGACAAGUGAUGUUGAGACGUUUCGUCAAGGAGCUGCUGCGUAUCGUAACGGUAAGGACUGGGCUAAGCAGCAACGAGAUGAGGCCAUUGCGCAGGCAAAUAUGAUCACGCUUUUGCCAGCCGCUGUUCAACCGCUACAUACCGGCGCACCCUCAGAAGACGCAUCCGAGACCACCACUAGUCGAACCACAAGUAAUGAUAUCAGCCUAACUUCGCAUCAGACGACAGACAUGUCCGAGGAUGAGCUGUCUCUCGACUUUAUACAUCCACCCAAGCGUUCACGCUCCCUGAAAAAGAAAAAGCAUGAUUCAGCCAUGAACGUGCAUGGUCAAGAUCCAAGUGGUAAGAGACUGUUACAUGAAGUGAACCUAGGUGUAAUUAGUGAAGGCAAAGGCGCAGUACGAGGCCGCAAACCAAAUAAAAAGGAUACCAGUUAG